Molecule: messenger RNA, 3873 nt
Organism: Saimiri boliviensis boliviensis (Bolivian squirrel monkey)
Lineage: Eukaryota; Metazoa; Chordata; Mammalia; Primates; Cebidae
Gene: ICMT
Product: isoprenylcysteine carboxyl methyltransferase
Biological process (GO): C-terminal protein methylation
Cellular component (GO): membrane; endoplasmic reticulum
Molecular function (GO): protein C-terminal S-isoprenylcysteine carboxyl O-methyltransferase activity
Source: RefSeq, a predicted model, not a curated record
GGCGCGCGGCUCCGGGCAGUUGCCCUUCCCAGGCCGGCGUCGGCGACGCAGUGCGCAGGCCCGGCCGGCGCGUUUCCCCGGGCUACAGCCGGCGCCGCCGCCCGCUCGUCCGCCGCCUUGCGCCAUGGCGGGCUGCGCGGCGCGGGCUCCGCCGGGCUCUGAGGCGCGUCUCAGCCUCGCCACCUUCCUGCUAGGCGCCUCGGUGCUCGCGCUGCCGCUACUCACGCGCGCCGGCCUGCAGGGCCGCACCGGGCUGGCGCUCUACGUGGCCGGGCUCAACGCGCUGCUGCUGCUGCUCUAUCGGCCGCCGCGCUACCAGAUAGCCAUCCGAGCUUGUUUCCUGGGCUUUGUGUUCGGCUGCGGUGUGCUGCUAAGUUUUAGCCAGUCUUCUUGGACUCACUUUGGCUGGUACAUGUGCUCCCUGUCAUUGUUCCAUUAUUCUGAAUACUUGGUGACAGCAGUCAAUAAUCCCAAAAGUCUGUCUUUGGAUUCCUUUCUCCUGAAUCACAGUCUGGAGUAUACAGUUGCUGCUCUUUCUUCUUGGAUAGAGUUCACACUUGAAAACAUUUUUUGGCCAGAACUGAAGCAGAUCACCUGGCUCAGCAUCACGGGACUGCUGAUGGUGGUCUUUGGAGAAUGUCUGAGGAAGGCGGCCAUGUUUACAGCUGGCUCCAAUUUCAACCACGUGGUGCAGAAUGAAAAAUCAGAUACCCAUACUCUGGUGACCAGUGGAGUAUACGCUUGGUUCCGGCAUCCUUCUUACGUCGGGUGGUUUUACUGGAGUAUUGGAACUCAGUCACUCUUCUGGAAUGUCUCUUGAGACCAAGCGGUCAGAAGGCCUGAGGACCCAAGGCCCCACUGGAGCAGCCUGUCCUUGUGCUGAAUCAAGGUGGAACGUGGGUGAAAUACCAGUAAGAGGCAAAUCACAGCAAUAUUCCACAGCGCCCUCCAGAGUGACCUGGGGAGAACCGAGGCCACACGCCACUGCCCCCGAGGCCAGAGUGUAAGUAAAGGAUAGCCAGGACUCCCUGGGAGAGACGGACUCUGUCCUCAGCAACACUUCCACAGCAGAAAGGGGUAGCGGGUACCCUGCUUGUCAGCAUUAAAAAUGCAUUUACAACCUUUCAUUUAACCGAAAAACAAACCGCUUUAACCUCUUUAUUUCUGUCCCCACUGCAUGAACAUCUAGACAGUUUUAAAGAUACUUCCUCCUAGGAUGCUUUGGCCCUUCAUCUAUUUAAUCGUAGCUACAUAUCUAUUUUUUAUAAAUAGCAGUACACCUUCCAAGGGGACUCGCUUGGUGUUCCUAGCUCAACUUUUAUCCUGCAGCAAGUAAGCCUAGAUACCUCCACACGACUUGGCCGAGUGGGUUUGUGUGACCAUGGCCCCGGCCAGCUUUCCUGGGGGUCCUGGCUCCUGUUGUCAGUGACAGGCAGCUCAAAGGAGCGUCAGUUUCUCUUGAUCCAAGAAGUGCUUACCAAAUGCCUGCUGUGUGCACAGCGUUAAACACUGGGAAGUGCUGCUCUCCGUUUUUUGGGGAUUUGAUUCUCAUUUUACCAUAGCUUAUGUUCUCAAUUUCAAUGUAAAUCUCAGAACUCUUGUUUUCUGUGUUCUGUUCUCAAAAUUACAUUGUCCCUCAUGUCAUUUCAAACUGUUUUCCAAAGGGGUUUAAGCAUAUACAACGACAAAUCCAAGCAGAUUGACUCUCAAAAAUAAUCUUCAAUAGUGCAAAUAGUCCCAGCCAAGAUUCAGUCAAUAUGUUUGUUUUGCAAGUUUGGGAGAGCAGUUGGCUUUGAGUCACACAUCGAAGCUUUAAGAGGUGAGACGCUGGCUUCAUUCUGGACAAGACAGGAACUUGGCCUCAGUGUGAGAUCCUGCCACGCGGUGUUGCGGUGGCCUGAUGAAGUGUGAAUGUGAAGGCGGCGGCGGCGCGGGUCCAGAGCACCACUCUGUCGCCCCACCACGCAGCUUGUGAGGAGCCACUAAACCUUUCCGUGCCUAGACCUCCCCAUCUGUGGAAUGGGGUCAAUACCACCUACCUCACAGGGAUGUUGUGAGGACUGAGAAUAACAAUGUCAAAUGUUUUUAAUGCUCAGAUGCAGGGGUGACAUCACUGAAAUCUGUACUGUAAAAAGCUACACAGACAUGGGCAGACAUUUGGUUCAUUGUGCCAGAUACCUAAAAUGUAUGUUCAGAAAAGCAUUUUAUCAACUAAGAAAUACGACUUAUUUCUAGAUUUCAUGGCUUAAUGAAUUUUUUCAUUGUUAUAUAUACCAAAGAGGCUUACGGGUUCAUUGAUUACUAGUGUGACACCUGCUGGUUUGAAAAUCAGACAGACUUGCCCAUUGGCCCUCAAAACAGGCGUGCGGUGGGACUCUAGCCGAGGCGGUGGCCGAGCCAUCAGUAGAAUCUCUCUGGAGUCAAGGAUCCCCGGUGGGACAUCGACUGGCACUUGCUCUGUUUGGGAACUUGAGUUGAAUUGGUUCUAAAGUUGUCCUUUAGACCAUGCCUAGGGCAGCAAAUUCCACUUCCGAGAACUGCAAACUGGGAGAGGAUGGCAGCCUGCCCCAGCUCUUUGAGGGAAAGUUCUUUCCCCCGUAUCUAAGUGGCAUGGGGCUACUUGUUGAUAAGUCUGGGGCAGCUGUUGGCAGCCCCUGGCCUUGUGGAUGCUAAGACUGAUAGUGUUGGCAUUUAAUACCAUCCUCCAUCUGCCAGAGGCCAGAAAGCCCACCUUCACGCCAGGCCCAUCAGCUGGAAGGAACCCAGGAGGCAGGUCUUACGGUUUCACAGUGAAAUGCUGCCCAACACUAGGGGAAACGUGACAUCGUAGCCUGCUUUAAAGAGGAAUUCCAGGGGUGGGGAUGGUGAGAGAACAUUUCCACCCUCCUUACAAUCCCAGGGCAGGAGUCAGCAAUUGCUUAGGGAUAAAAGAUGAACUCCCUGAGGGCAGGAUUUGGUAAGUGAUUGACUUCUUUUUACUUCCAUGAUCUGGAGAUUAUUUUUAGCUUUAUAAAUUCAGCAGUGGCAGGGCCUGCGGCAGAGAAUCAGGUUAAUGAGGUAAAGGCUUUUCUGGGUAUUUGCUGCAAGGCCACAUCACCAAUUUUCUCAUUUAAAAAGCUGUCAAGAGAUUUAUUUUUCCAUUGCAGGUUUUAAAGUAGAGAUUCUUAAAUGGAAAAUAGGUACUGCCCAGCACAAAGCUACUUGGAAAGAGCAUAAAGUGAAGCCUUUCGUGAGGGCUUGCAGGCUGCUGCUGAGUGGCAGUUUACAGAAGAGGUCGCGGGGUGAGCCUCUUAGCAGGACAGAAAACAAGGCAGUGGCCCACCUGCCACCCCUUUGCUGGUGAGAGCUGCUCCUUAAGCCUAAAAAGUAGGCUUUACUCAUCCCUUCUGUUUCUAUACCAACCUGGGGGGUUGAUUCGAUGGGGAAAACUCCUGAACUAGGAAGUUCAGGCUUAGUAAGAUCUUGGCCACGGCUGGCUGCUAGCAGUCCCCUCACGACAGGCACAGCACACCACUGUCCUUUCGCUGCACUUUCUUCCUGCCUUAGGUAGUUGGGCUUGCCCACCAUAGUUUGCUUUUGUAGUGGUUUGGCAAGGUUUGAAGAUCUUGACCUCUCUGUCGUGGUGGGAAGUGCUUAUUCUCUGGGUGCCUGCUGCAGAAGACAUGGCACCUGCCAUGGGUUUGGAAGACCCGGCCAUCUGCAGUAGAGGCGAUGUAUCCCAUUGCAAAGAGAGGAACUUAAUGGAGUAAUUAUUCUACUCUUCUUUUUACAUACAGAAAUGUUUAUUUAAAUAUUCUAAAUUGGAUUUUCUUUCACAGAUACUGAUUAUUCUUUCCAGUUCUUAAAUAAAUAAAACUGCACUUGAUUUCACUC